AUGUCCGCCCUCCACGACACCCGCCCCCGCCCGCCCGCCGCCGCGCCCCUCCGCCUCCUCCUCCUGGAGCGCAAGCCCUCCCACCACCCCGACGGCGCCGCCGCCCCAGCACCCGCACCAGCCGCCGGCGGCGACGCCGCCGCUGCGGCCGCGGAAUCAGCGCCGCCGCCGCCGCCGCCGCCAGAGGGCGCGGACCCCGCCCCUGACGGCCUCGGAUUCAUACCCCGCCGCGAUUUAGGCGGCCUCUCCGCCGCCCUCUCCCCCGGCGGCCCCGCGGACGUGAGGGUCUUUCCCGACGAGCGGCAGCUGCUCGGCGGCUUCUGCGAGGCGGUGCGGCGGCUGGAUGCUGACGUCAUCGUGACGUGGGACGUGCAGAGGGGGGGGCUGGGGUACCUGGCGGAGAGGGCGGCGGGGAUGGGCAUCAACCUGCUGAGGGAAGCUUCCAGGACGCCAGAGCUGUCGAGCAUCAAGGAGAAGCAGGACGACCAGUGGGGCCGCGACCACGCCAGCGGCAUACACUGCACAGGCCGCAUCGUCCUGAACAUGUGGCGCCUCAUGCGGUCAGAGCUAAAGCUGACGUCAUACUCCUUCGAGUCCGUGGUGGCCGCGGUGCUGCGGCUGCGGGUGCCGCACGUGCCGCAGCACCAGAUGGCCGCCUGGUUUGACGGCGGCCACGCAGGCGGGCGGUGGCGCUGCGUGGCGGCGGUGGCUCAGCGUUGCCGGCUGGUGCUGCGCAUGAUGGACACACUGGACCUGGUCGGGCGCACCGCUGAGCUGGCAAGACCUCAACCCGACGCCUCUCCCUGGCUAUCCCUUACCCAACGCCACACACUGUGA
Molecule: messenger RNA, 837 nt
Organism: Monoraphidium neglectum
Lineage: Eukaryota; Viridiplantae; Chlorophyta; Chlorophyceae; Sphaeropleales; Selenastraceae
Product: DNA polymerase zeta subunit
Exons: 5
Coding region: 1-837 (278 amino acids)
Biological process (GO): double-strand break repair via homologous recombination; error-prone translesion synthesis
Cellular component (GO): nucleus; zeta DNA polymerase complex
Molecular function (GO): nucleic acid binding; DNA-directed DNA polymerase activity
Source: RefSeq, a predicted model, not a curated record